Molecule: messenger RNA, 1179 nt
Organism: Auanema sp. JU1783
Lineage: Eukaryota; Metazoa; Nematoda; Chromadorea; Rhabditida; Rhabditidae
Source: the annotation of a GenBank genome assembly
AUGUCGUCCUGUGCUGUUUGUGGUGAUAGAGUGUAUGGAAAUCGCUACAAAGCACCCGCAUGUCUAGGCUGUAUUGUUUUCUUCCGUCGUUCAGUAUGUAGAGAAGCUAAAUAUAAGUGCUUAAAAGGAAAAAACUGUGUCAUCACAAGUGAAACUCGAUGUAUCUGUCGUUAUUGCCGUUUGCAAAAAUGUCUGUUAGUUGGUAUGAGUCCCGAAGCCAUUCAUCGUAGAGAUAUUAUGGGUCCAAGGAAAAAGAAGGUACCAUCCGUUAAUUCGCCCUCUGAUACUUCGUCGUUCGCGGUCGAUACACCGUCAACAAGCACUUCGAUACAUUCUAAUUACGACAGUCCUGCUCCCGCUAACACUUGGAUGCUAGAUCAACUUGUAAAACUACAAAGUCGACAACGAAGUCAACACUAUUCGUCCGCUUGUAUGAUGGAAGACACCAUUGGAUGUGGUUCUGAUAUUUUCGAUAAAAUUUAUAAUUAUAUAGCGAAUCCACCAUUUCGUCGAGCUAGGAAGAAAGAUGUUAACUUCAUGCUUCGAAUCGCUUUGAUGAACGCGUCAGAGUGGGCAUUACAGUUUGUGCCUUUUAAGAACUUGAAUAUGAACAUGCAGAAAUCAAUACUUCUCGAAUAUGGCUUUGCUUUCCUUCUUGUGGAUCAGGGAUGGUUGACAUCUGAGCUGAACGAGAACUUCAAAGACCUCUGGGUUAUUCAAAACAACACUUAUAUGAGCCCAGAUUAUCUCAAAGGUCUACCAGAAGUUGAUUGUUAUGACAAAGAGGUUCCUACAAAAGUAAAACUGCAUCCGAUUUUUGUCCGAGACGCACUGGAUUCUGUAGGAAAACCAAUGCGAGAGCUUCAAAUCGACGAGUACGAAACGGCUGUUCUUAAAACUCUUCUACUCCUUUCUCAUUCUCCUUCUACAGACAAGUACAUUUUCGGAGCGGAACAUGAUAAUGAUGUCAACCACCUUCAGGAGAGGAUCACGUCCGAACUAAUGCAAUAUUGUAAACGAAAAAAUCCCAGGGAUGCCGCUGUCAGGAUGGGAUCAAUCCUCCUUCUCAUUUCUGGUGUUAGAUGUGCUAUAAGGUCUCUAUACAACCAAUUACGGGUUUCCGAUGUCUUCAACUUCAUGGAAUUUCAUUCUCUCAUACGGGAUGUAUAUCUAACCUAA